AUGGGUCUCAUCAAAGCUCAGGAUGGCACUUCGGAUCCCAUCAUCACCCGCAUGGUGGCGGAUGACAAGGUGCGGUGGUACAAGAAACCAAACCUGCGGGUGAUGUACUUUUAUCUGUUUUGCUGUUGCAUGGGUGUUGAGAUCACGUCUGGGUUUGACUCUCAACUCAUCGGAACGCUGCAGUUCUCGGCACCAUUCAACACAUUCUUUGGAGAUGGAUACACAAAGGAUGGCAAGCCUGGAAUCAAGCCAUCCAUCAUCGGCAUCAUGUCUUCCUGCUACCAGCUCGGGUCCAUUCUGGCCGUGCCAGUCGCCCCAUGGUUGAAUCAAAAAUAUGGAAGACGUUUCUCCAUCAUGCUUGGCUCAGUGAUCAUGGUCGUCGGAGCUCUUCUACAGGGUUUCUCUCAGCACAUUGGCAUGUACAUUGUCGCACGUAUGCUUCUCGGAUAUGGAAUCCUAUUCUGUAUCAUCUCGGGUUCCGCUCUCAUCGGAGAACUCGGUUAUCCCAAGGAACGUCCCUUCUUGACCUCGCUCUUUAACGCGUCCUACUUCAUCGGAUCCAUUAUUGCAGCAGCCAUCUCGAUCCGCACUACAAGCAUUGUCGGCAACUGGAGUUGGCGCGUUCCAUCUCUGCUGCAGAUGUGCCCCUCUUUCCUCCAGAUCGCUACUGUUUACUUCCUGCCCGAAAGUCCGCGUUGGCUCGUUUCCAAAGACCGUGACGAGGAAGCCUACGCAGUCUUGGUCAAAUACCACGCAGAAGGCGACGCCGACUCGGUCCUCGUGCAAGCAGAGAUGGCUCAAAUUAGAUCCACCAUCAGGCUCGAGAUGGAGCACUCGAAACAAUCAUGGCUAGACAUGGUUCGCACGCCCGGUAUGCGCCGCCGAGUCAUCAUCUCCAGUUUCCUCGGUCUCUUCACACAAAUGAGCGGUAACACCCUGCUCUCCUACUACCAGAGUCUUUUGUUCGGACUCAUGGGCUACACUUCCAACUACGCAAAGACACGAAUCAACAUCGCCAACCAGUGCUGGAGUCUAAUCAACGGUGUCAUCAUCGCCCUGACCGUUACACGCUUCCGCCGCAGAUGGAUGUUCAUGCUCUCCGCCGGAUCCAUGGUCAUGGUCUUCAUGGCCAUGACAAUCUGCUUCCAGAAACUGCAACACGCAAAAGCAAACAACUACACCAGCAACGCCGCGCAAAUCGCAUCCCUAGUCUUCUACUUCGCCUACUCACCCUGCUACAACAUCGGCAACAACUCGCUCACAUACACCUACCUCGUCGAACUCUUCCCCUAUGCCCAACGCACAAUGGGCAUCGGCAUCGAACAGAUUUUCGGCAAGCUUGCCGGCUUCUUCUCCGUCUACGUCAACCCCAUCGCGCUCGACGCCAUCGAGUGGAAAUACCUGGCCGUCUACUGUGGUUGGAUCACUUUUGAGUUUCUCUUCAUCUACUUCAUGUACCCCGAGACCUACAACCGCACGCUCGAAGAACUGGCUUUCUUGUUUGAGGACAAGGCGCUUGCCGACGAGGCUGUCAAGGCGGUGGAGAAGACGGUCAAUGAGGGCCAUAUGGAUGGACAUGAAAAGACGGGCACUACGAUUGCGGAGCGCCCGGCGUAG
This is a messenger RNA of Plenodomus lingam JN3, 1617 nucleotides long. RefSeq lists its product as uncharacterized. Gene Ontology annotation, cellular component: membrane. Gene Ontology annotation, molecular function: carbohydrate:proton symporter activity. The record is from RefSeq and is a predicted model, not a curated record. Lineage: Eukaryota; Fungi; Ascomycota; Dothideomycetes; Pleosporales; Leptosphaeriaceae. Gene Ontology annotation, biological process: carbohydrate transport; transmembrane transport.